AUGAUUAAGUCAUUGAGCCGAGCGCCGUGGACUUGUCGACGAUGUUUCCUGCAGAUCCGGGCCGAAUCGCGGCGCCAUUUCCAAGGCGCGUCUACCGUGACUCCAUUACAUCCGUAUACUCUUGCCGGGGAUAGUUCGAACCAGAAGCAUGAUGACCAGGCGCUACGGCUUGUCUUUGAUUCGAAGCCAUUUUGGAAAGAGUUUUCCCACCGCAGAACCGGCGGCUCUAAACAAACGGGUCUACUUCAAAACGUAUACCUGACUGGACCAGAUGGAUUCCUUCAAUUUGCGCAGAUAUCACUUCAAAAGUGCCAGAAAAUAGUCGCGAAGGUUAUUGCUGCCCGAACAUCGGAAGAAUACCGCGAAAUAGUCCAAAACCUUGAUCGCAUGAGUGAUUUACUCUGCCGCGUGAUAGAUAUAGCAGAUUUCAUGAAAGUGAAUCAUCCCGAUCGAGAGAUUCAGGAUGCUGCAACACAGGCGUAUGCAUUAAUGUUCGAAUACAUGAAUGUACUGAACACAACCCCAGAACUUAAUACACAAUUAAAACAAGCCUGUGCGGACCCGAAUAUUACGGCCCUUUGGAAUAAAGAGGAAACUGUCUCGGCGCAAGUUUUGCUGAAAGAUUUCUCUCAAUCAGCCAUACAUUUACCGCCAAAGGACCGACAACGAUUUGUUGCUUUAUCAAACGAAAUAAGUCAACUGGGCCCAAUGUUUGUGCAGAACGUUUCACCCGAAAUCGAAUAUUUGCGUAUUGAGAAGAACAAAGCUCGUGGGAUGGAUCCUGCUCUAAUCCAAGAGCUUCAAAGGUGGUCAAAAGUCUCCUUGCCAUUGUUUAGCAAUAUUCCAAGGAUAGCUUUGUAUUCUAUACACGACGAAGAUACCCGGCGAAAAAUAUAUAUGGCAUCUCGAACAUCUUCACGGGUACAAAUUGAGCGCUUAGAGACCUUGCUUCGUAAAAGAGCUGAGCUAGCGAAACUCGCUGGGUUCACAAGUUAUGGCCACAUGACACUGAGCGAUAAGAUGGCCAAAACACCAGAGGCUGUUGUUAACUUUCUAGAAACCUUGAAUUCUUGUAAUCGGGUGCAUGUUCAGGGUGAACUGUCCAAGCUCUUCGCUUUAAAGCAAGCCAUGGUACCAUCUGCUACCCGGCUAGUGCCCUGGGAUCAUUCGUACUAUGCUCACCAAUACUCUGCACAUCACAGUCGUGCCAGGAAAUCUCGAGACUCUGCAUUACUCCCGGCGUUUUUCUCGAUUGGUACAGUGAUGCAAGGACUAUCUCGGCUCUUCUCACGCCUUUAUGGGAUCCGUCUUGCUCCCACUGAAAUCUUGCCUGGAGAGACAUGGAAUCCGGAUGUCCGAAGGCUGGAUGUUUUGGAUGAAUCCGGCCGGUGUCUUGCCGUAAUCUACUGUGACUUGUUUGAACGGUCAAAUAAAAGUCCAAAUCCUACGCAUUAUACCCUCCGUGGCUCUCGUGCAAUCUCACAGGCCGAGAUAGCCGAAAGUGCGAGUGCAACAUAUCUUCACCCUAAUGAUGGAAUGGCUUCCGGGGUUAGGCCUGGUACAAACACGCUCUACCAGCUCCCAACUGUGGCCUUGAUAUGCAACUUCCAUCAUUCGAGAGAUGGCUCAACACCGCCGCUCUUGGAUGAAGACAGCCUCGGGACUUUAUUUCACGAGAUGGGCCAUGCAAUUCAUUCGGUCCUCGCCUGUACAGAUCUGCAGUCAAUUUCUGGAACUCGUUGUGCCACCGACUUUGUCGAACUCCCAUCUGUGCUAAUGGAAAGCUUUGCGACUUCUCCUGAAGUUCUGUCUCUCUAUGCGCGCCAUUGGGAAACAAACGAACCUCUGCCUGAACAGAUGUUACAGACUUUGAAAAUGAACCGCCAGAGUCGAAAUAGCGUGCACGGUGGCAUGGAUGAUGAGGUGCAAAUUCUAAUGGCUUUGUUGGAUCAGGCAUAUCACUCCAGCCAACCCCUGGAACCCGGCUUCAAUUCGACGCGAGUCUAUCAUGACAUCAAUUCCGCAUAUAGUAGCCUUCCAGACCCUUUAGACUCGUCAACUUCAUGGCAAGGAUUUUUUCCGCAUUUAGUCGGAUACGGCGCCUCAUACUACAGCUAUCUGUUUGAUAGAGCCAUCGCAAACAAAGUCUGGACAGACGUGUUCCAAAAAGGAACACUUGCCCUCGAUAGGGACGCCGGAGAGCGUUUUAAAAAUGAAGUAUUACGAUGGGGUGGAGGCCGUGAUGGCUGGAGCUGCAUUGCCGGCCUACUAGGUAACAACCCUGCCAACGAAAAUGGGAGACUGGUCGAGGGGGGAGAGGAUGCAAUGCGUGAAGUCGGUCGAUGGGGUCUAGGUUUGAUGGGAAGCCCAGAAUAG
Ophidiomyces ophidiicola is the source of this 2376-nucleotide messenger RNA. It is a transcript of the gene OCT1, whose product is annotated as Mitochondrial intermediate peptidase. Lineage: Eukaryota; Fungi; Ascomycota; Eurotiomycetes; Onygenales; Onygenaceae. Gene Ontology annotation, biological process: peptide metabolic process. Bases 1 to 2376 code for a protein of 791 amino acids. The transcript has a single exon. The record is from RefSeq and is a predicted model, not a curated record. Gene Ontology annotation, cellular component: mitochondrion. Gene Ontology annotation, molecular function: metalloendopeptidase activity.